UUUCACCAAUCGAAUUAGUCGACAAAGACCAAGCGAUUUGAAAUUUAUUCAAUAUGAAAAUAUAUUCGUUUAUCAUGUGAUAAAAUUAUCUAAUCCUUACAUUAAUCAUAAUGAUCAUUGUAAAAUUUCAACAUUUAAAUGUGAUUUCAAUCGUUUUUUUACCUCAAACAAUGAUAAUAAUGUCGAUGAUAUUAAUGCAAAAAUUUCUGCUAUGAACAAUGAACAAAUAAUUGAUUUGAUGAAAUCAAUGUACCAUAAUUUACCGGUGUUCCUCAAAGAAGAUGAAUGGAACAAAGCAUUUCUCGAAUCAUCAUUCAGUCGUAUUUGGCAACAUUUAGAUUUAUUAUUGAUUAAUCGAAUCGAAAAAGAUUGGUCGACAAACAAAUCAAAAUAUAUGAUAAUAUCGAGACUUUGGUUUGAACUUGGUCUUGCACAAAAUGUCCGUUUUAAUAAAUGUUUAAUGGAAAAAUUAUUUGAUGAACAGCAACUGGAAAAAUCGACAAUUUUACAUUUGAUGUUUUUGGCAAAUUUAGCAAGAAAUUCAAUCAUGACCGUACAGCGACAAACGAUGAUUGAGCAGAUUGAUUCAUUUUUAAAUCAAAACAACAAUCAACAAUUGACAGUAGAUGAACUAUCAUUGAUUGGUGUAGGUUUUUUCAAAACACAAACACGAAUGCCUUUGGAAUUACUUCGUAACUAUAUUGAAUCAUGUACUGAACAAUUAUUACAACGAUAUCCAAUACGAUCAACAAUAUCUAUUGUAGCUAUAUUGAAGAUUAUACGUUUUUCUCUUGAAACAACUGAAUUCAAUCGGCAAAAAUUACGAAUACAUUUGAAUCGUUUUGUAGAGGCAUUGGGCAAUCAUCCAUCGAAUUUUUUCGAUUCAGAAAUCUGUCUAACCCAUCUAAUACUGAUGCUUAAUUCGAUAUUAUUGAUUGAUAAACAAUUAUAUAGGCAAAUAUUUCAGAAAAUGAUGGCUAAUCUUUCGAUAUUUCGUAUCAAAGAUAUUGAACGUAUAUUAUUUUGUUUGGCAAAUGUACGAUUUCAAUGUCCGAUCGGACAGUUACGUCGUUUAGAACAAUAUCUAUGUAAUAAUGAUGAAAGUCGUUUAUAUCCAAGUUGUACCUACAAUAUUAUCUUGUCAUUGUUUAUGAUCGAUUAUGAACCAAAGCAAUUGCUUAAAAUUUGUUCCAAUCAUCGACAAAUACAAGAUUCACUUGGAUCAACUAAAAUGUCUCUCGCUACACAAUUUCUAACAUUGGAUAGCAUUAUGCGAUUACGUAAUCGAAAAUCAUUAUUGAAUGAAAAACAAAUCGAACAAUUUCAAUUAUCAUUAGCCUAUUUAUUUGAUAAUCUUCAUACACAAAAAGGUCGUUUUAUUCGAUUUAUUUAUGAAUCACUACGUCAACAAUGUGUUGAUCAAAAUAUACAGCUAAUGUAUAUUUUACCAUUCAUCUCAUAUCCAUUUCCAGUCAUUUUGAACAAAUCAAAUUUUAUUUACAAAUCAAAUACUGAUCGAACAUUAUGUCCAUUUGUUGAUAGUAUACCGUAUCGAGUUGAUUAUUUUAAACCAAACUUUUUCCAUAAUAGUUUUGCCAUCUUACCAUUAAUGGAAAAAGAUUAUACGGUUAGAUCAUCAUUACGUGGAACAAUACAUUUAAAUAAAUCAUUACUCGAAAAUCUUGGAUUUCGUAUUAUACCUAUUGAACAUGGACAAUUUCGCCAUUAUUUCCUAAAAGAUUCAAUUGAAACAAACACACAUUCAGAUGCAACAAAACAAUUAUUAUUCACAGUACAAAAAUAUCAUCGAUCAAUAAAUUUUAAUAAACAAACAUAAUAAUCAAAAUUAACC
Molecule: messenger RNA, 1852 nt
Organism: Dermatophagoides pteronyssinus (European house dust mite)
Lineage: Eukaryota; Metazoa; Arthropoda; Arachnida; Sarcoptiformes; Pyroglyphidae
Source: RefSeq, a predicted model, not a curated record